Xylona heveae TC161 is the source of this 2388-nucleotide messenger RNA. RefSeq names its product OPT superfamily oligopeptide transporter. Gene Ontology annotation, biological process: transmembrane transport. Lineage: Eukaryota; Fungi; Ascomycota; Xylonomycetes; Xylonales; Xylonaceae. The coding region runs from base 1 to 2388 and encodes 795 amino acids. Gene Ontology annotation, molecular function: oligopeptide transmembrane transporter activity. The record is from RefSeq and is a predicted model, not a curated record. The transcript has a single exon.
AUGCGAUUCUCCCACGAGAGCACCCGCGAGUCCAACCACGAUGGCUUUUCAACUGUUUUCAACGGUCAUGCAGUAGAUGCAGAUGGAAUUGCCGUGGCUGCUCCUCCACUGCCGGUCAAAAAUCCAGCAAAAGAAGAUGUCGAUCCCAACGUCGACGAGAGCGUUGCAGGUGGCGAGUUUGAAAAGAUUGAGGAGGAGAGUCAUGAUCACCCUGAGGUAGCUGCUCUCCCUAUCGAGGUUCGGCAGCUCGUCAGCCUCGACGACGAUCCGACGCUCCCUACCAUUACUUUCCGCUAUUUCAUCCUCUCGAUCAUCUUUGUCGUUCCUGGUGCAUUUCUUUCGCAGAUGAGCCAUUUCCGUACGACUCAAGCUCCCUACUCGGUAUUCUUUGUUCAAAUUGCCUGCCAUUACGUCGGGCAUUUCCUGGCUAAAGUUCUCCCCAAUUGGGUAAUCCGUGUCCCUUUUACGAAGUACUCCUUCAGCUUAAACCCGGGGCCGUGGAGCAUCAAAGAGCAUGUUCUGGUCACUUUGACUGCGGCAUCCGGUGCCAACUAUAAUCUCCUAUAUGCUCCCAUCUCAAUGGCCGAGCUUUUCUACGGCGAAACGAUCCAUCCAGCUGUUGCAAUCUUUUUCAUGUUUGCCAUUACCUGGAUUGGAUAUGCUUUUGCGGCUAUUGCUCGUCAACUUCUUCUCUACGAGCCCAAUUACAUUUGGCCACAAGCUUUGAUGCAGACCACUCUGUUCGAAACCUUCCGCAAGGUCGACCGAUCCUCUCCUCUUGCUCGGCGCCAAAUGCUUGUAUUCUUUCUCUCACUUCUCGGCAUGACACUCUGGCAAUUCUUGCCAGAAUACGUCUUUCCCUUCCUCUCGUCACUUGCGUUCCUCUGCUGGGUCGCGCCGCACGACAAGGUUGCAAAUUUUAUGGGCUCAGGCAUGAGCGGCAUGGGGUUUUUGAAUCUGACUCUGGACUGGUCAAAUAUCAACUGGAAUGGCUCUUCUAUCAUGCUUACACCAUGGUGGACGCAAGUCGUCUUGUUCUGCGCUUUCGUAUUCAACUGCUGGAUUCUCCUCCCUGCCGCGAAAUGGGGCAACUUGGGAUCCUAUAAGGAAGGAUUGAUGUCUAACAAACUCCUUACCGCCAACGGCACGAAAUAUCCCGUUCUCGAAGUGCUCAAUCCGGACUAUACUCUUAAUCAAACCGCCUAUGCCGAAAAUGGCCCCAUCUACAUGGGUGUGCAGUACAUCUGGAACACAUUCUUUGACUACGCCAAGAUCCCGUCUGCAUUUACAUGGAUCAUUCUUUUUGGGUUCGCCAACCUCAGCGUCAAUGCCAAACGCCUCUGGAACUCUCGCAUCCGUGGCGACCGGAACAAAGGCGAAGGUAUCAACCAUCAGUACCACGACAGACUAAACGUUUUGCAGCGCGCGUACAAGGAAGUCCCCUUUUGGUGGUAUUUUGCGCUGUUUUCGGUUGCAUUCGUUAUCAUCAUCACCUGUCUGGCCAAGGGCUAUUUCUUUAUCCCGCUCUGGACGUUCUUCAUCGCUCUCGCGACCGGCAUCGUCAUUGUCAUUCCUAUGGGCUGGCUGUACGCCAUAUCCAACUACCAGGUCGCAAUCGGAUCCUUCAAUGAACUCAUUUACGGUCUCAUGGUACACUCCCCCGCUGGCGGCAACCACUUCCACCCUUGCGGGCCGUCCACUUACGGUGCUAUCGCCGGAGACGCAUGGUAUCGUGCUCAGUACAUGCUUCAGGACCAGAAGAUCGGGCAUUACAUGCAUAUGCCUCCGCGAACAGUCUUUUUCUCUCAGGUCUUCGGGACAAUUCUAGGCAUUCCCAUGAACUACGGCGUUAUCCGCUGGGUGCUCAAUACCAAACGCGACUACAUCUCUGGGGCCAAGCCCGACCCGCUACACCAAUGGACUGGCCAAGCCUUGCAGAGCUCCAAUACUCUCGGCGUUCAAUACGCUGUCAUUGGACCCAAGCGCAUGUUCUCCCAGGCUCUUUUUGCUCCUCUUCCCUGGGCGUUCCUCGUCGGCGCUUUCGCUCCGUUCGUAUUUUACGGCCUUCAUCGCGUUUUCCCUCGCGCGCGGUUUGACCUGUGGAACAUCACCAUCUUCUUUUCCGGAAUGUCCGUCUUCUAUGGUAACUUGUCUACGGGUUAUACCUCUGCAAUUAUUGGUGGCUUCGUGGUCAUGUACUGGGUUUAUAGACGCCAUUUCCAAUUCUGGAAAAGGUAUAACUACAUGGUUGCUGCAGCAUUCGAUGCCGCCUUCAACCUCAACAUGUUGCUCAUUUUCUUGUUCUUUGGUGCAGGAAAGCAGGUUAAGAUGCCGAAUUGGUGGGGCAAUAAUGCCGAUUCGACCGAACGAUGCUUUGCUUCAAGCUAA